Messenger RNA from Branchiostoma belcheri (Belcher's lancelet), 2430 nucleotides. RefSeq lists its product as uncharacterized. The transcript is spliced from 6 exons. The record is from RefSeq and is a predicted model, not a curated record. Lineage: Eukaryota; Metazoa; Chordata; Leptocardii; Amphioxiformes; Branchiostomatidae. Bases 193 to 1812 code for a protein of 539 amino acids.
CGAGGCACGCCGCGCCCCUCCCGUACAUAUAUAAACCAGUCUACGCGGAUUUCUUUCAAAAGUACCGACAAACCAAGGACAUUAUACUACAGACCAACAUUUAUACACGCACAACAGAUGAAGGACGCUCUCCGUAACUGGCCGGCGUCAAGCUCUCGGUCAGUGAUAAGAAUCGACUAAUUCGUAAAAGGAAUGGCGGGACAAGUUGCCGGGCCGUACUUCGCACCUGUCAAAGGAAAGGUUACUGAGCAUCCCGAGGAGGAGGCGGGUGCGGAGAAACAGCAGCACACGAUGGAACUAGGGAGCAACCGAAACAUGGGGCACAACCUGCUACAGUACAUCCUGAACGCCGACCCCGCCUCCAGCGACGAGCUGAGGACCACCACCAGUAUAAACGAGUCAGAAUUCGGUAUCGGAAGACUUUCAGCGAGCCCCGUCCUCGGGUCGACGGAGGAAACCCAGCGACCGUCCAGACUGUAUCACCCGAUCGUUACUCGCGUCCGACCAGAACACGUCGAGCGGCGCUGUCAUCUGAGAAACUGCAACAAUAACCGCGUCUAUGAGAAACACAGCCCUUCGCCGAAAAGCUGUUGUCACGCGGUGAGGAAGACCCCACCGGUCCUUCGGCACACGUGUAAGUCACGCUUUACCUCCAAAGGGAAGGACUCAAGCCUUUCCUCACACCACAUACCAGACGCAAAGCUGGCAGGUACUGUUGAAAACGGAUGGCAGUACCACGACAUGGAGGACAGUUUUGAAGAUUCGGGAAUAGAACAAAGUUUAGAUCUACCCGGCGAUCCAAACAACGAGAGCCAAGAAAGUUCACCACGUGACUCCAAAGACUCUCGAUUGGUUGACACUGUCCGACAGCAGGACCGUUACCAUAACGACAGUUCAAGUCCUACAGACGACAGGCACGGCAGAGGUCGUAAGAAGGUCUCGGCUGAUGUGAGCCGUAGUCCCGACCAGAGGUCUUGUGAGACCAGAACCACGUUCUGUAGCAGCGGCAUGAGCCUGUACAGCGACCGGAAUGCAGAACUCGCACAGGGACGCGCUGUUCUUCAUACAUACAGGAGGAAGUCGUCUGCUGAUCUGGCUCAGGAUUUACUCAAGUACCAAGGGAAACAUAAGAUGCUGAAAUACAACGGUGAACACAGUGAGACGAAGCUGCUGAAGCGCCCCCAUACGGCACCGCCGACAACUGCAGGCCAGACUGCGGAGUACAUGCUCCAGCGGGCCUACUUUAGCCUGGAACAUGCAGACAUCAAACGGAGGAACGCCGAGAUCAUAAAGAUGCAGCAAGAGCACACGCGGCACCACCAGAGGCUGAAGCACCUGUUCGACCUGGAGUGGCAGCAGCAGCAGAUGAGGAACAUGCACCUGUACGCACGCGAGAACGGCAACAGCGACGGCAGCUACCAUGACCUCACCAACAUGCACCACUUCAACCGGAAGUGUUGCCAUGGAAACGGGGAUCACCAUGGAGACGGAAAUCCGGAGGACAGAGCUAGAACCGCGCCACCAGAUGCUCAUUCCAAGUCACAGAAUAGAUCCGUGACGUCGACUUUUCCUGCGACCAAGCCGUUUCUGAUGCCCUACAGACAAGCAAAAGUGGCGGGGAACUGGGGGAAAAGUCACAGAGAAGAAAGUAAUGGACAGAGACAGACCGCCCGAGGCACAUCAAGAACUCGUCGCAAAGAAAGUCUGGACAGAAUGAAGGCCAGGCAAAGACAAGACGCCACCGAGCAGGAAAACAAAAAGAAAGCAGAACUGUGGAGCACGAGAAUGAAAUGGGAACCAGUGAAACUUUAGACUCUCGAACUCUGUUCAACGUCAGUCGUUGUUGUACCGCAAGACUCCAAUAGGCGGCGCUCGUGGAGCGAUCAUUGUCCAGGGCCUUUCAAGUUGCCAGAUCCGUUAUGUUCGUCGGUCAACUUCGCCUUAUAGAGGAGCCAAGCAUAAAGCUAAAGGUGGUCGCGAGAUGUGGAAAUGAUAUACAUGUACUAGUAUCUGCAACAGAAGGAUCAUAUCAAACAUUUAGAGAAGAAUGUCGAUAGAUACCGGGAGAAUGAGAAACCAAAAACCAUGAUUCAAGAAGUAAUCCUACUCACAUCAGUUUCUCAUACAAACCUCCAUGUGAACCUACGUCAUAACGCUGCUAUGGGUAGAUUAGUUUACCUUUGUGUGGUCUAUGUAUAAACGUGUCUUUGUGUUGUAUAAACGUUCAACUCAUUGCGAACAAUAUUUGGCAACAUUCAAACCUAGAAUUAGAAUCACCAUCAAUAUCACUUUGAGGUCAUUGACUGAUACCACUUUUUUUGUACAUAAAGCGAACAGAGAAUGUUGGAAGUACAUGCACUAGUAUUUGUUAAUUUCCAAGCAGAUCAUACGGUGACAAGGUAGUGUCCAUUGGCCAGAGGAGUGCCCAUU